CUACCACUAUAACUAGAUGGGCUUGCUUUUUUGAAGAAUUGUAUGUAAGCCAAACAGUUACCUCACGUCGGAGGUGGCUCAGUACUGAACCAGCAUGCAGGUCUGCAGUCUAGUCCACACCAAUGGGUUCAGUUACCCGUGCAGAGGUCCUGUCACUGUACCGGAAGAUUUUCAGGAUUGCACGUAGCUGGCAAGCUACCCUGCAGCAUGACACGGAGGCGGAGAAACGCUACAUUGUGCAGGAGGCACAAACACUGUUUCGGCAAAACCAGAAGCUAACAGAACAGGAGUCUAUCAAAAAGUGCAUAGAUGAAUGCAACGCAAGAAUAGAAAUUGGGCUUCACUACAGGAAUCCCUAUCCCAGACCAAUGUAUCUUCCUCCAAUGGGACUGGCUACCCAGAAAGGCAGGAAGCUGCGGGGUCAACAGAAGCUGAGGAAGCAAGCCAAACCAGUGUACUUACAGUCUCAGGAUGACACGUGACAUACAAACACACACACACACAUAUGCACACGCUAAUACGCACAAACAUGUACAGUAUAUACACAAUUAUAUGUCUUACUUGUCGUUCAAGUAGGCAGUUCAGUGGUCAAGCCAGGCAUGUUUGGUGUGGGUGAGAGCAGGACACCACCUAAUUAGAGCCUCAAAGUGUGCCAGUCAUUGUUUGACCUCCUGUCCUUUCCUGGUGUCAUGGCGCAACGCUCAAUGUCAUCAAUGAUCAAUGUUUUUAUUCAGUAUCUUGCGAAAACGCCGUUCAAAAGUCAUUCUGUCAUCUGCAAUCGGGAUAUUGCUUGAACAUUCGCUCUCUGCUGUUUGACAUUUUUUCCAUGGAGACAGGGCGACAUUGAGCCAAGAGAUCAGAGGCGAAGGGGAAAUAUGACAGGACAAACACUGACUUGCGCCCAUAGCUUCAUUCUCCAAAGCUAAGCCAUGCUACCCUACAAACGCAAAGUGCAGUAACUACACCAACAUUGAAACUGAGAAAAAUGGCUUCAGAGCCUUGGUAUUAGGUUGAAUAUUGUAGUCACUGCAAAUUUGGCGUAGCAACAUCUCUAAAAUGGGACAAAUCUGGACCAUAAGGCUUUGUCACAAAAUAAAAGAGGUGUAAUGAAGACCAUUUUCAGUCUAAACUCCAGUUUUAGAUAAUAUAGUUACUGCACUUGGCCUUUGUAGGGCAGCAUGGUACUCUGCUAUUUGUAGACUUGCCCCUUGCUCAGAUUUAAAGGGGUAUGCCACUAUUUUGGGGCUUAAUAUAGUGAAAAUCGUUGGCCGGGGUUUAUAAAGGUGGUAAAGUGUCUUCUUGUUCAUGUUAAGCGUUGUCUUGCUUUUAGACAAGUUAAAAGAGGGAGUAUGUAGCUAAGCUAGUGAAAGUCAAUGCAUCACUGUAGCAUGUAGCAUGCUACACGGAUCCAUU
Molecule: messenger RNA, 1413 nt
Organism: Engraulis encrasicolus (European anchovy)
Lineage: Eukaryota; Metazoa; Chordata; Actinopteri; Clupeiformes; Engraulidae
Gene: lyrm1
Product: LYR motif containing 1
Exons: 5
Coding region: 123-482 (119 amino acids)
Cellular component (GO): mitochondrion
Source: RefSeq, a predicted model, not a curated record